Molecule: messenger RNA, 996 nt
Organism: Aspergillus affinis
Lineage: Eukaryota; Fungi; Ascomycota; Eurotiomycetes; Eurotiales; Aspergillaceae
Product: TauD/TfdA dioxygenase family protein
Exons: 5
Coding region: 1-996 (331 amino acids)
Cellular component (GO): cytoplasm
Molecular function (GO): 2-oxoglutarate-dependent dioxygenase activity
Source: RefSeq, a predicted model, not a curated record
AUGGCCACGCAACCACUCUAUCCUGCGUAUUUGCCUGUGAGGCCCGAGGGCUUCACGCCGACGCUGGAUCUCGCGCUGUUCGAAGUAGAUGAGCCGGGGUUGCGCGCAGAUCCUGAACUACCUGAGAUUAAGACUGCGAAGACGAAGUUGAAGAAUAUCACGCCUCGGAUAGGUACUGAGAUUCGCGAUCUCCAAUUGAGUCAGUUGUCGCCGGAUGGUCUAGAUCAGGUGGCAUUGUUGGCUGCCCAGCGAGGCGUGCUUGUAUUUCGAGAUCAAGACUUUGCCGACAUUGGACCUCAAAGACAGAAAGAGCUCGCGACGCACUUCGGUCCGCUCCAUAAGCAUCCAACAAUGGGCUAUCCCCAAGGCACAGGUCCAGAAUUCCAAGUAGUAUACGCCGACGAGAAAGUAGGAACCCUUCGCGACCUCCUCGGUCCCCGAACAAGCUACGACCUCUGGCACAUCGACCAAACAUUCACCCCCAACACGCCCGGCACCACUUUCUUCUGGGUCCUCGAGCCUCCCGCCUCCGGAGGCGGCGACACAGCCUUCACCUCCCUCCGCUGGGCCUAUGAAGCUCUCUCGCCAACUUUCCGAUCAGGUCUCCACCGACUCAAGCUACUACACACGAGCGCCAGCGUCGGCGAAGUCGCGCGGAUCGGACAAGAGCGCGCGCUGAAAGAAGCCGUUAAGACCGAACAUCCACUCGUCAUCGCGCAUCCGGUAACGCGGGAGCCUGUGCUGUUCGUGAACCCGACGAUUGCGCGCCAGGUGGUGGGGUAUAAGCCGAGUGAGUCGGAGAUGUUGUUGGGGUUCUUGCAUGAGCAUAUUCGUUCGUUGGAUUUUACGUGUCGCGUCUCGUGGGAGAAGGGGACUGUGGUGGUUUGGGAUCAGAGAACUGCGGCGCAUUCGGCGGUUCCUGAUUUCAUUGAUGGAGAGAGAAGACAUAUGGUGAGGAUUAUUCCGUAUGGGAGUCAACCUCAGCCUGUAGGCUAG